This is a messenger RNA of Rhizoctonia solani, 2052 nucleotides long. RefSeq names its product peptidase C14. The transcript has 5 exons. The record is from RefSeq and is a predicted model, not a curated record. The coding region runs from base 1 to 2052 and encodes 683 amino acids. NCBI's taxonomy places the organism in Eukaryota, Fungi, Basidiomycota, Agaricomycetes, Cantharellales, Ceratobasidiaceae.
AUGAUAUCAAACCUAAAGGCUCGCGCUAAACGUCGCCUGGGCAUCGGCGUACGAGCACAGGAUACUGCUGUUCCAGAGUUACCCAAUCAAACCGAUCCUUCAAUAUCUGCCAUUCCAACUUCGCCGUUACCCGAAUCGCCUACCACUCCGAGCAAUAAUACAUCUACUGUGCAUCUGAAUAAUGGCUGGAAUAUAUCAACUACAUCGUUGCCCGCCUUGACCCUCAGCACCGACAAACCUUCCGAAUCCAGCACGAUUGAUGAUAGCGUCCGUCCUGUUAUUGAUAAUAGACAUAGCACAAUGAGAUUUAAAACGCGUACUGAGAUUUAUUUAUGGUCUGGGCUCAAAAAACUGUCGAGCUUGUUGGAUUCAAGCACUGAGGCAUUUGGUCCUCUUAAAUCGGCUAUCGGGGGAUUGAAGUGGUGCAUCGAUCUCUACGAGAGCACCAUUAGGGCUAAUAGCGAAUAUAAUGAACUUCGUGUCAAACUCGAUUCACUCCUUGGUGACUUGAGCAAAUUCGUAGACCGCCCAAUAAAUCCUACCAUGAUGUCCAACGUGAUAUACCUGAGCAAGCGAAUUCAAACCGAACUAGCACUGGUGCUACAAAAACAGGAACGAGGUCUAAUACGACGACACGCAGAAACAUUGGGUGAUCCAGAUGAAGUAGUGAGAAUCUACCGUCGUAUUAACACUCACCUCGAGCGUUUUAUGUUCAAUGCCAACUUGAGUAUAUGGGAGACCAUCGAACAGCAAUCAACGGACGCUCUCAUCGAGAAGCUAUCGUUCGCUACUUCGGCUAUGUACAACUCCGCUGAAGCAAUCGAUGUAAAAAGAGGCCCAUGUACUCCGGAAACUCGCCAGAGCGAGCUGGAGCAACUUCGUGGAUGGGGACAUGGAGGUCAGUCCCAUAACGUGUACUGGCUAAAUGGCAUGGCUGGCACGGGCAAAACUACGCUUGCGUACAGCCUGUGCGCCGAACUGGACCAAAACCACAGACUUGGGGCUAGUUUCUUCUGUUCGCGCACGAUACCCGAGUGUCGAAACGUCAAGUAUAUCCUACCAUCUAUUGCAUACCAGCUAGCAUCCUUCUCGCCCCCAUUUCGAUAUGCUUUGUCCCAGACUCUAAGAUUGGAUCGCGACGUGCAUCACCGGCUCCUCAAGAGCCAAUUCGAGAGUCUUAUUGUUAAGCCGAUACUCGCGGCCAAACAUACGCUAUCUUAUGACAUCGUAGUGGUGAUCGACGCCUUGGACGAAUGCGAGAAUGAGAAUAGCAUUGGCCAAAUAUUGGACUUACUACUGGGGGUCGACCUUUCUGUACCUAUCCGGUUUCUCAUCUCCAGUCGACCCGAACCAGAAAUUUACCGUCGAAUGAUGCAGCGAACUGGUCAAAGCUUUGAGGCACGCCUUGUGUUGCACGAACUUGACCAGGGUGUUGUCAAGAAAGACAUCAAGACUUAUUUAAUCCAUCAACUUAACGGAAUUCCCUUGACGCCGGCCCAACUAGAUGCCCUGGUUGAACGCUCUGGAAUCUUAUUCAUUUACGCCGCGACCGCUGCCGCUUACAUUAGGGCUGGAUAUAUCCUUAUGGAGCAUCAAGAAAGGUUGGACAUGAUAUUGGGUAUAUCUACCCCUUCUUCGGAUGGAAAGGAUAAGUACAUCGACGAACUUUACAGGACAAUACUCAGCGCUGCAUUCAAUAAUUUCGCUCUUGAUAAAUCAGGCCGAGAGCGAAUGGGUACCAUCCUUAAUACAGUGAUUUGUGCACAAGAACCAAUGACAACCCAAACGAUUGCGGGUUUGCUGAAGCUCAAAAAUAGAGAGCAAGUACAGGCGCUAUUACGACCCCUUGGUUCGGUCAUUCAUGUGUCUGAAAGAGGGGGCCUUGUCACGGUGCUCCAUACAUCUUUCUCCGAUUUUUUGCUCGAUCAACAGCGGUCAACUUCGUUUUACUGCAAUCCGGCUCAAAACCAUGAGUCUCUUGCCCGAGUUUGUUUGGAAGCCAUCAAGAGCAAUGAUCCUCAAUUCAAUAUCGGGGGUAUCAAGUCCUCGUAA